CAAAAAUUUCGAUAUUUUUCACCGAAAUGACCCGUGAUGACAAGUUCCCGAUUGUAUACUCUCUGUUAUUGAUCGCCGUGUUCUUCGCUUCUCCUAUCUCCAGCGAAGGUGAUUUUGAUGCUCUCUUGAAGUUCAAGUCAUCUCUCGUUAACGCCACCACCCUCGGUGGAUGGGACUCCGGCGAACCUCCUUGCUCCGGUGAAAAAGGAAGUGACUCGAAAUGGAAAGGAGUGAUGUGUUCUAACGGCUCCGUUUUCGCUCUCCGUCUCGAGAAUAUGAGCCUCUCUGGCACGCUUGACGUUCAAGCGCUCGCGUCCAUUCGCGGUCUCAAGAGCAUCAGCUUUAUGCGUAACCAUUUCGAAGGGAAGAUCCCACGUGGACUCGACGGGCUUGUCUCGUUGGUGCAUCUUUACCUUGCGCAUAACCGGUUUUCAGGCGAGAUAGACGGUGAUUUUUUCGCCGGAAUGAAGGCUCUUCUGAAGGUUCAUCUUGAAGGAAACCAAUUUUCCGGUAAGAUUCCGGAGUCGUUGGGGAAAUUGCCGAGGCUGACUGAGCUGAAUCUUGAGGAUAAUAUGUUCACCGGAAAGUUACCGAGGUUUAAACAGAAGAAUCUCGUUACCGUUAACGUUGCUAAUAAUCAGUUAGAGGGUCGAAUUCCGUUUAAUCUCGGCCUUAUGAACAUCACUUUCUUCUUAGGUAACAAGGGGCUAUGUGGAGCGCCGUUGCUUCCGUGCCGAUACACUCGUCCGCCGUUCUUCACCGUCUUUCUCCUUGCCCUCACCAUCCUCGCCGUCGUAGUCCUCAUUACCGUCUUCCUUUCCGUUUGCAUCCUCAGCCGCCGUCAAGCCAAAGGCCAAGACCAAAGCCACGGCCACGUUCACGGCCAAGUCUACGGGCAACCCGAGCUACAACACAGUGAGAAGAGCUCACAGGACUCCAAAGUCUACAGAAAACUAGCUAAUGAAACUGUGCAGCGAGAUUCAACAGCAACAUCAGGAGCAUUAUCAGUGGGAGGUCUGUCUCCAGACGAAGACAAGCGAGGAGAUCAACGUAAGCUACAUUUCGUUAGGAAUGAUCAGGAGAGAUUCACGCUUCAGGAUAUGCUCCGUGCAUCGGCGGAGGUUCUCGGAAGUGGCGGAUUUGGAUCGUCAUACAAAGCGGCUUUAUCGAGUGGCCGUGCGGUGGUUGUGAAGCGGUUUAGGUUUAUGACCAAUAUCGGGAGAGAAGAGUUUUACGAUCAUAUGAAGAAGAUCGGUCGAUUGUCUCACCCUAAUCUCCUUCCGUUGAUCGCUUUCUAUUACAGAAAAGAAGAGAAGCUUCUCGUCACCAAUUACAUUUCCAAUGGAAGUCUCGCAAAUCUCCUCCAUGCAAAUCGAACACCAGGUCAAGUGGUUUUGGAUUGGCCGAUUCGAUUAAAGAUUGUAAGAGGAGUUACGAGAGGUUUGGCUUAUCUCUAUAGAGUGUUCCCUGAUUUGAAUCUUCCUCAUGGCCAUCUUAAGUCUUCCAAUGUGUUGCUUGACCCCAACUUCGAGCCGCUUCUAACGGACUACGCUCUCGUCCCGGUUGUUAACAGAGAUCAAUCACAGCAGUUCAUGGUGGCUUACAAGGCACCUGAGUUCACUCAGCAGGAUCGGACUUCGAGAAGAUCCGAUGUGUGGAGCCUUGGAAUCUUGAUUCUUGAGAUUCUGACAGGGAAGUUUCCGGCGAAUUAUCUCAGGCAAGGGAAAGGAGCUGAUGAUGAGUUAGCUGCUUGGGUUGAGUCUGUAGCGAGAACUGAGUGGACUGCUGAUGUGUUUGAUAAGGAGAUGAAAGCAGGGAAAGAACACGAAGCACAAAUGUUGAAGCUGCUCAAGAUUGGGUUGAGAUGUUGUGAUUGGGACAUUGAGAAGAGAAUUGAGCUUCAUGAGGCUGUUGAUCGAAUAGAAGAGGUUGAUAGAGAUGCUGGUGGAGGUCAAGAGAGUGUUCGAUCUUCGUACGUGACUGCUAGUGAUGGUGAUCAUCGUUCUUCAAGAGCUAUGACUGAGGAGUUCUCGCUCAUGUAAUAGCUUACAUUGAAAGGCCUGUAUCUCUCUCUGGUCUCCACUAGUCUUCUUCUUCAUCUAAUUCUCAUUUCCUUGAUAUUUGUUGAUCAAGUCCGUGUCUUUGUUUGUAGGUAAAGACAAUUUAUUUUGUAUUGCCAGGGUUAUUUAUUCGCAUUCAGUUGUUUUUUCCCCUAGUUUUAACAGAUAUGAUUGAUGAGUAAAGCUUCAAGCUUUUG
Molecule: messenger RNA, 2257 nt
Organism: Arabidopsis arenosa
Lineage: Eukaryota; Viridiplantae; Streptophyta; Magnoliopsida; Brassicales; Brassicaceae
Source: the annotation of a GenBank genome assembly